CAGCGUCUAGUUCUGACCCAAAUACGGAAGCAGCACAGACAGCGGCGAAAGUAAAAGUUGACAUGCUUUCUUGGGCGUGGAAAUGCAGUCCAAAGGCUUUUUAUAGACAUUAAUUAUUAUAACCACGGGGACGUCACAUCUUAUUUAAUGCUCAAGAUGUCUUCCUCUUGGUUUCGCGUUGCACUUCCGCUUUGUUUUGCGGUUUCAUCGGUCGCCCUGGCCAUCAGCGGACAGAUUCCCGCCAUGCCGACCCCUCUCCCCGCUGUCAUCGGUUUGUGCUCUGUGGCCGGGAUGGCAUUAAUCUUGAAGAUAAAGGUUGAAAACCGGACGUUAAGUAGCCUUCUGAGCCAGCAUGUAGCGGUGAAGGUUGUAGGCUGGCUGGGCAGGCGGCAGAGAAGGAAACUUGAAGCAGACACACUCAAAGUCAAAGAAGUCCAACAGGAGACUCUGCUGAAGCGCUUGCGUAAAAGCGCAGAUACGUAUUAUGGAAGACAGUACGACUUCAGCUCAAUAAAAGAUAUUAAAGAAUUUCAGGCAUGCCAUCCUAUUACUACAUACACGCACUAUCAAGACCUAAUCAACCGCAUCGCAGCUGGAGAAGAGAAGCUCAUCAUUGCAGAGAAGCCAUUAAUUCUGGCCAUGACCUCCGGGACAUCAGGAUCCAGUGCCAUGCUGCUCAGCACUAAGGACACCAACACUGAGUUCUUCCUGCAGGGAGUGACUGUGUGCUUAGAUGCCAUGCAGCAGGCAUUCCCUGAGACCAAGAGCCUUCAACGCACCACCAAGUUCUUUUACACUCCUACUUUUCGGCAGUCUGAGGCUGGAAUUCCCAUCGGACCAAACUCCUCGACACCAGCCUCCUCACGCCACAUCCUAAACCUGUACACGACUCCAGCACCUGCCUUCAAGGUUCCCGGUGAGAAGGACACGCUCUAUUUGCAUCUUCUUUUUGCGCUGAAAGAUCCUAAUGUGGGAACUCUGGAGUCCAACUUCGCCUCCACAGUUUUCUAUGCCUUCAGUGCCCUACAGGAGCGUUGGCAGGAACUUGUGGAGGACAUUGAACGGGGGAAAAUCAGCACUGCUCUGUCUCUGGAGCCCAAAGUGAGGGCCAAGCUUGAAGCGCUAAUGAAGCCAGACCCACAGAGAGCUGCCCAGCUCCGGGCCCACUUCCAGGACGGCUUCAGGGGGAUUGCCAAGCGCCUGUGGCCUCAUCUGAACCUGGUCCUGGCAGUGGACUCAGGCUCCAAUCAGAUCUACGGUGAAAUGUUGAGGGAGAGUUACUGCAAAGGAGUGCCUUUCUACUCGCCCUUCUAUGCUGCUACUGAAGGUUUAAUUGGGGUGAACCUGUGGCCUCAGGAGUCAGAAAGACGUUACUUGCUGUGCCCUCGCUCAAUGUUCUGCGAGUUCCUCCCAGAGAGCAGCCUGGAUGAGGAGGCCCCUCACACUCUGCUGAUGGAGGAGGUGAAGGAGGGAGAAAACUAUGAGCUGCUUGUCACAAAUGCUUCAGGACUUUACAGAUAUCGCAUCGGAGACAUUGUAAAAGUUGUUGGAUUUCACAACCAGUGUCCCAUCGUGGAGUUUCAGUACAGACGAGGUCAGAUGCUGAAUGUUCGAGGAGAGAAAGUGUCAGAAGCGUUGUUCCUCAGUGCUUUGAAGAAGGCCGUCGCUCAGUGGCCAGGAGCUCAGCUGGUUGACUACUGCUGUGCUGAGAGCGGCAUCUUGGGAGAUACAAUUGGUGGCUCGGACCCUCACUACCAGGUGUUCUUAGAGCUGAAAGGUGUGAGGAGGCUUACAGAGGAACAACGACAUAAGCUGGACAUUUCUCUCCAGCAGGAUUCGGCCGUCUACAAAUCCUUCCGUAUCAAAGGCAGCAUCGGGCCAAUGAGAGUGCAGCUGGUGGCAGAGGGAGCGUUUAACAAACUUCGUAAGCAGAUGAUGGCGUACUCGAGCACCUCACCCAAUACGUUCAAAAUGCAGCGGGUGCUGCGCAGGAAAGAAUAUGCUGAAUUCCUUCUGGGCAAAACGAUUUCCUGAGAUCACUUACAGACUGAUGAUAUUGGAUGUUUUUUAUUUAUGACUGACUUAAUGAAGUGUGCCUGUGGGAGAUGUUAACCACGAUGCAUUAACUCUGAUUUUUAAACAAUAAAAAUGCACUUUUGACUUUUGACAAAAUAUCCCAGAAGUCUCAUCUGUACAAAACCCCCAAUUUAGAAGUUUCCCGAGUAUUUCCAGUGGAAAUUUUCUGGUGACGCCAGCACGAGAAAAUCUUUGAGCUGUAUUUAAAUGUAAGCUUCAGUUGCCAUUCCUCAAUAAAUUUCACUUUACUUUU
Messenger RNA from Haplochromis burtoni (Burton's mouthbrooder), 2329 nucleotides. RefSeq names its product GH3 domain containing (gene ghdc). Lineage: Eukaryota; Metazoa; Chordata; Actinopteri; Cichliformes; Cichlidae. The record is from RefSeq and is a predicted model, not a curated record. The transcript has 11 exons. Gene Ontology annotation, molecular function: acid-amino acid ligase activity. Gene Ontology annotation, cellular component: cytoplasm. Bases 148 to 2034 code for a protein of 628 amino acids.